Phacochoerus africanus (Common warthog) is the source of this 1993-nucleotide messenger RNA. It is a transcript of the gene TPRG1L, whose product is annotated as tumor protein p63 regulated 1 like. Lineage: Eukaryota; Metazoa; Chordata; Mammalia; Artiodactyla; Suidae. Gene Ontology annotation, cellular component: synaptic vesicle; cytoplasm. The transcript has 5 exons. Bases 81 to 914 code for a protein of 277 amino acids. The record is from RefSeq and is a predicted model, not a curated record.
GGGCGGGGGAGGGGGAGGAGGUGGCGCUGACGGCUGCUGCGUCGGGUCCUGUCCCGGGUAGCUCGGCGGCGGGCGCAGCGAUGCUGCAACUGCGGGACUCGGUGGACUCGGCAGGCACGAGCCCCACCGCGCUGCUGGCGGCCGGCGAGGAGGUCGGGCCGGGCGGUGGCGGCAGUGGCGGCGGCGGCGGUGGCGGGCGGCCGGGGGUGGGUACGCCGCUGCGACAGACGCUGUGGCCGCUCAGCAUCCACGAUCCCACGCGUCGCGCCCGCGUCAAGGAGUACUUCGUAUUCCGGCCCGGUACCAUCGAGCAGGCGGUGGAGGAGAUCCGCGUGGUCGUCCGGCCGGUGGAGGACGGCGACAUCCAGGGGGUGUGGCUGCUGACCGAGGUCGAUCAUUGGAACAACGAGAAGGAGAGGCUGGUGCUCAUCACCGACCAGUCGCUGCUCAUCUGCAAGUACGACUUCAUCAGCCUGCAGUGCCAGCAGGUGGUCAGGGUAGCCCUGAGCGCGGUGGACACCAUUUCCUACGGAGAAUUCCAGUUUCCGCCGAAAUCGCUCAACAAGCGAGAAGGUGUUGGGGUUCGCAUCCAGUGGGACAAGCAGAGCCGGCCUUCCUUCAUAAGCAGAUGGAACCCCUGGUCCACCAGCGUGCCCUACACCACGUUCACGGAGCACCCGAUGGCCGGUGUGGAUGAGAAGACGGCCUCUCUGUGCCAGCUGGAAGACUUCAAAGCACUGUUAAUCCAGGCCAUCAAAAAGGCCCAGAAGGAGAGCCCUUGGCCGGGCCAGGCCGGGGGCGUGCUGGUCCUGGAGCGCCCGCUCCUCAUCGAGACCUACGUGGGGCUCAUGUCCUUCAUUAGCAACGAGGCCAAGCUGGGCUACUCCAUGACCAGAGGCAGAAUCGGCUUCUAGACACCGGGCUGAUGGGACUGGGGAGGGCGCGGUCCGGCCUGCGGCUGCUCCCAUGCCCCUCACCCCUCGGGUCUGGGCGCGGUUGGCGUGACGAGUGAAUGGUAUUCCUGGGCCUCGGGUAACAUGAGCUGCAGACAUCGCAGAAGGAAUCGAGCUGUCACCUCCUGGCCCGUAUCCGUUUCCUAGAACCGGUUUGCUCCGUUGUUGCGUUGCUCCUGCCCUCUCCACCCGGCUUCCCGUGGUCCCUCCCGCCCCCGCCCCAGCGCAUUAAUAAUAAACGCUGUGAUUCCCCUCGAAAGUCCCAGGCAGCAGCAGCGGCAGCCGUGCAGAGCGCUGCGUCCAGGGGCUGCCUGAGCCCCAGUGCCUGUAUUGCAAGUAUGUUUACAGCUGGUGUCAGAUUUUGUAUUUGGAGAUUUCAUCCAUCUUCUUAAAGCUGAUAUGAAAGAAGCCAGCACGGCGGGCUCCAUAAGAGACCGUCUGCGGUGGCAGCUCCUGAAGAACAUUUGUUUUUGCGUAAAUGUUUGACCUAAAGUUGUGCUUUUCUUAAAAUCAAUCCACACUGUUAAUACGUAAGGCAUCUUUCCCACACCCAAAAAGCUUCGCAGAACGUGAGUAGUUUGCAGAAGUCACGUUGCUGAGUUCUUUGCACACGGUUUUGACAGCUUCGUGUAAGUUUGUGCUGUCACGUUUGUAUCUUGAGAGGGAAUCACUCGCUUUGCUUUUAAAGAACACCUUCAAAGCGGAAGCCACUGAGACCGCUGCCUCAGCUCCCGCUGCGACGCGGACACGAGCCCAUGGUCAGCUCGCCACCCCUGCCCAGCCAUGGCUGAGCGGCCUGACCAGACUGUGGGUUGAUGGUUUGAGGACUGGCUCCCGGCUGCUUCGGCCUCACCCGUGACUGGUGGAGCUGUGGUCAGUGGGGCUGUGACCCGUCCAGAUGAGAGGCUGUCCCUCGGCCCCGCCUGGGUCCUGAGCCUUGGCUUUGGUCUCACAGUGAAGAUGUUUAGGAGCAAGUGGGUGGUGUUCCUUUUCUAGUCAUUAAAAUGGGGCAGCGAUCAAGGAAGCUGCCAGUUAAAUGA